Pteronotus mesoamericanus is the source of this 3617-nucleotide messenger RNA. RefSeq names its product transmembrane protein 165 (gene TMEM165). The coding region runs from base 218 to 1186 and encodes 322 amino acids. Gene Ontology annotation, molecular function: calcium ion transmembrane transporter activity; manganese ion transmembrane transporter activity. Lineage: Eukaryota; Metazoa; Chordata; Mammalia; Chiroptera; Mormoopidae. Gene Ontology annotation, biological process: Golgi calcium ion transport; Golgi calcium ion homeostasis; calcium ion transmembrane transport. Gene Ontology annotation, cellular component: Golgi apparatus. The record is from RefSeq and is a predicted model, not a curated record. The transcript has 6 exons.
GGAGAGACUGUUGGCAGAGUCCUGUGGCCCUCGAGGGAGAGGGACAGACCAGCCAGCGGCCCCGGACACCGCCCUGCCGGAAGCCUCACCCCACCACUGCCCCUUCCCGCAUGGUGCUGACUCGUCACUAGGCGGCGGCGAGGCCUGAGGGGCGGCUCAGGGUCGAGGCUGCCCAUCUCCUGCACUUCCUCCUGCAGUGGCUGUCUCGGUGGGCCGGAUGGCGGUGGCCCGGGGGAGCGGCCGCGCAUCUGCGCCCCGGCUGCUCCUGGUCCUGCUGCUUCCGCUACUGUGGACCGCAGCCAAGGUCCGGGCUGUCCCCAAUGAAGACCUCAGCCACCGGAACAAGGAACCGCAGGCGCCUGCUCAGCAGCUGCAGCUGCAGCCGGUGGCCGCGCAGGGCCCCGAGCCGGCUCGGGCCGAGAAAGGACUCACACCAGCUGUCCCAGUUGAUACUAAUAAAGAAGAUCCAGCUACGCAAACUAAUUUGGGAUUUAUCCAUGCAUUUGUCGCUGCCAUAUCAGUUAUCAUUGUAUCUGAACUGGGUGACAAGACAUUUUUUAUAGCAGCCAUUAUGGCAAUGCGCUAUAACCGUUUGACAGUGUUAGCUGGUGCUAUGCUUGCCUUGGGCCUAAUGACGUGCUUAUCAGUUUUGUUUGGCUACGCCACCACAGUCAUCCCCAGGGUGUAUACCUACUAUGUUUCAACUGCGUUAUUUGCCAUUUUUGGCAUUCGAAUGCUUCGGGAAGGUUUAAAGAUGAGUCCAGAUGAAGGUCAAGAGGAACUGGAAGAAGUUCAAGCAGAAUUAAAGAAAAAAGAUGAAGAAUUUCAGCGAACGAAACUCUUAAAUGGACCAGGAGAUGUUGAAACGGCUACAAGCACUAUACCUCAGAAAAAGUGGCUGCAUUUUAUUUCACCCAUCUUUGUUCAAGCUCUUACAUUAACAUUCUUAGCAGAGUGGGGUGAUCGCUCUCAACUGACUACGAUUGUUUUGGCAGCUAGAGAGGAUCCCUUUGGUGUGGCCGUGGGGGGAACAGUGGGCCACUGCUUAUGCACUGGGUUGGCUGUAAUUGGAGGAAGAAUGAUAGCACAAAAAAUCUCUGUCCGAACUGUGACAAUCAUAGGAGGCAUCGUAUUUUUGGCGUUUGCAUUUUCUGCACUAUUUAUAAGUCCUGAUUCUGGUUUUUAACAAGCUCUUUAUUCAUUUGUAUUUAGUUUAAGAUAGGUAAUUCGUGUUUAUGUACAUAGUGUACAUUGAAACUAAAAGUGAUGGAAGAUAACUGUAUUUUGUAGUAAUGAGUUAUGUCCAAAAAAAAAAAAAAAAAUCAUUGAUUCUAUUUGCAACAUGGAUUUUUAAAAGAAACCUGCAGUCUAAGUGUGGAUUUUUCUUUUCCCCAGCAUAAUUAUGUUAAUAUGGUCUGUUUUGAGGACUCUUUUUGGCUUUUGGUUGAGGGAUAUAUACAGAACCUUUGUGCACUGGGGUCUACAAUCUGAUUUUCUUUUAGCACUGACUCCUUUAGAAGGAAUAUAUGUAUUUUUUCCUGGAUCACUGAGGUGCUUUAAUAUGCUUAAAUUAGAACUUUUCCUGGGGGAAGAGUGAAUUAAUUUCCACCUUUUAAAGCAUUUCUCUGAGACAGUAAGCACUAGUUCAAUCCUAAGUCUUUUCAAAAUUAGGUUGUUUAAAAGAAAGAGCAAGAGAAAUGUAUUAGUUCUUCUACAAGUUCCACAUCCACAGAUGCUACCAACCACAGAUUGAAAAUAAUGGGAAAAUAUGCUAUAUUGUUGCUGAUGGAUAUGCUGUAGUUAGGCCUACAAUGGAUGGUUGUGUCCGUACUGAAUAUGUACACUUCUCUGGUCAUUAUUCCCUAAAUAUAGUAUAUAACUAUUACAUAGCAUUUAUAUUGUAUGAGGUAUUAUAAUCUAGAAAUGAUCUAAAGUAGAUGUGAAUAGGUUAUAUGAAAAUACUCCACCAUUUUAUAAGAGACUUGAGCAUCCUUGGGUUGGGGGAAGGGUCCUGGAACCAAAAACCCCUCAGACACCAAGGGACAACUGUACUGUUAUAUCAAUAAUAUAAUUGUUUGCCAGGCCAUUAUUAUUUCUAAAUUGGGUAGGAAACCCAAUAUAAAAUAGUCAAUAUUUGACAACAUGGAAUUACCAAAUUAAAGAAUACAAUGAGUGUAUUCAUAUUUUUUCUAUAUUGAAUAAACAAUGUAACAGAUACAAUGUAAAUAAAAGUGGUAUGACCAGUACUUGUUUUCCCUUUUUUGUUAUGCAAGUUCAUAACUAUUUUAUCAAAAUAGUAUUAAUAUUUAUAUACUAGUUUCUAAAGUACUCUUACUUAACCCUCCCAUAGUUCUAUGAGGUAGCAGUAGCACAUAUUGAUGAAAAAGCCGUGUUUCAAAACUUUGUGGUAGGUGGACAACUCCCUUCAGUGUACUGUAGGGUAGGAAAACAAUCCAUGAAUUAAUAUAAAGCACUUCAAAGAUACUCACAGUAAGUCCCCAGACUGCACCACCAUUCUCCGCAGUUAAGAUACCCUUAAUAGUGCCUUAGGUUAUUACAAACAGAACAAGCAAGGGAUUACAUUCUUUUCCAAGAACAGGAAGGAUGUAACAACUUGUUAGAAAGAGGCUUGUACCGCCAUAGCCCAAAUUUGGCAAUGCAGGCAGCCUGGUCCUAGGACUAGCUUGAUGUGUGAAUAAAUAAUCGCUUUCUGAGGCACCACAAUCUUGUAACAGGACAUAACUAUUGAAUUUGGUAGCUCAGACCUAAGCUUCAAGGUAAAAAUCAUUAAUGUGGGUAGACUCCAUUGCUGAGUAAGAAAAAGGAAAAUUUCAUUGGUGGUGAUUUUAAAAUAUUUAAUGCUCUUAAAAUCCAAAAUAAUGUAAUUCUUACAAGUUAAGUGCCACAUAAGCAGGUGUUAUUUUUUUUGAGAAAUGCAAGUGAUAAUUGAAAACAGCACUGAGGUAUUUUUUAUUUUUUAAGAUUGAGUAAGGAAACAAAGUCUGGACCUAAUUUUUUUACAUUUACAAAAAAAACAUGCUACUGCUUGGCUCUUCUACUGUAAUUUUAGGUUCUGAAUACAAGAAUAUGGGCAAGAGCAUUAUAAUAGUACAUGUAGUUUUAAAGAACUGUGCACAUCAUAACCUGGAAAAUUGAUCAUAGAGCAAGAGGCCUGAGUGAAGGUAAACUAGUAACACAGUUUUACAUCUUAAAGGGUAGCUUUGAGAAACAAGUGUAACCAAUUUUAAAACCGAAUUGAAAUGGCAGUAUUAGAUAACAAAAUGAUCCACAUUUUAUACAAUAUUGUUAUUUCCACACAUAGCUCAUGAAAAUCAGAGAACCUAAGAUAGCACCGGUGAAACCAUUCAUUAUCCCUUCGUGCUUCAGUGCAGUUUAGGAUUUGGGCUAAAGACAAUAUCUGGAAAAUGUCAGUCUUGUUUUUUUGUAUAUCUAUUUCGAUUUCCGUUAAAUGUUUGCUUUAGGGAAAAGAGGUAUCUGUCAAGAUCAGUUAGCCACUUGUACCUCCACCCUUUCAGAAGUAAGGUUAGGCUACAUCUGAAUUUUAUUUAAAACCAAGAACCAAGCAGUAAGGACAGCAAUGUAACACAGAACAUUAG